This is a messenger RNA of Trichoderma citrinoviride, 1518 nucleotides long. Its product is annotated as MFS general substrate transporter. Bases 1 to 1518 code for a protein of 505 amino acids. Gene Ontology annotation, molecular function: transmembrane transporter activity. Lineage: Eukaryota; Fungi; Ascomycota; Sordariomycetes; Hypocreales; Hypocreaceae. Gene Ontology annotation, biological process: transmembrane transport. The transcript has 3 exons. The record is from RefSeq and is a predicted model, not a curated record.
AUGGCUGACGACGAAAAGCACGCCGCGGACCCUGCUCCGGAGGUCGCCCCCGUCGACUCCUACGCGGCCGCUCAGAACAGCCCCGAGUAUGUUGAUCGGCCCGCCGGCUGGAUCUACAAGGGCCACCGCAUCUUUGGCAAGGAAGUCUACUAUGCCUCGCCCCGAGUCCAGCUGCUGCUGGUCGCCCUCGUGUGCUUCCUCUGCCCCGGCAUGUACAACUCCCUGACCGGCCUGGGAGGUGGUGGUCAAGUCGACCCCACGGCUCAGGACCACGCCUCCGUCGCCCUGUACAGCACCUUUGCUGUUGUCGGUUUCUUCUCUGGUACCUUCGCCAACCGUCUCGGUCUCCGCCUCACUAUUGGCAUUGGUGGUCUCGGUUACUGCAUCUACAGCGCCUCUUUCCUCAGCUACAACCACAACAAGAACAUUGGCUUCGUCAUCUUCGCCGGUGCCUUCCUCGGUGUCUGCGCCGGUCUGCUCUGGACCGCUCAGGGUGCUGUCAUGAUGUCUUACCCCCCUGAGGACAAGAAGGGUCGCUACAUUUCCACCUUCUGGAUCAUUUUCAACCUUGGUGCCGUCAUUGGAUCUCUGAUCCCUCUGGCCCAGAACAUCCACAGCCACUCCGGCACUGUCAGCGAUGGCACCUAUGCUGCCUUCAUCGUUCUCAUGUUCCUUGGCUUGAUCCUCUCAUUCUUCCUGCUGGACGCCAACAAGGUCAUUCGUGAGGAUGGCACCAAGAUCGUCCUGAUGAAGAACCCUUCGUGGACUACCGAGUUCAAGGGCCUCUGGGAGACCAUGUACAACGCCCCCUACGUCCUUCUCCUCUUCCCCAUGUUCUUCGCCUCGAACAUCUUCUACACCUACCAGAACAACGACAUGAACGCCGCCGCUUUCAACAUUCGCACUCGUGCUCUUAACAACCUGCUGUACUGGCUCGCUCAGAUCAUCGGUGCCGUCAUCAACGGUUAUGCUCUGGAUUACUCCGGUGUUAGCCGCAGCGUCCGUGCCAAGGCUUCCUUCGUCUUCCUCUUCGUCCUCACCUUUGCCAUCUGGGGCGGUGGAUACGCCUGGCAGAAGAUUCAGCCGAGCCGUGCCGUUGUCUCUGCGCCCGACUACGAGUCCCAGAAGAUCGACUGGACGGAUGGCGGCAAGCUCUUCAUUGGCCCCAUGUUCCUGUACUUCUUCUACGGCUUCUACGAUGCUAUCUGGCAGACCAACAUCUACUGGUGGAUGGGCUCACUGUCCAACUCUGGUCGCAAGGCCGCCAACAUGGCUGGUUUCUACAAGGCUUUCCAGUCUGCCGGUGCUGCCAUCUUCUGGCGCCUGGAUGCCCUCGGCACCUCUUACGACACCAUGUUCGCCGCCACCUGGGGUGUCCUUGCCGGCUCCCUGGUGCUGGCUGCGCCCGUCGUUUUCUACAAGAUCAAGGACCACGUCUCGAUUGAGGAGGAUCUGAAGUUCAGUGACGAGACAAUCGAGGACGUCGUCGUUGGUGCCAACAAGGCUGUCGAUGUUUAG